Messenger RNA from Aspergillus terreus NIH2624, 2367 nucleotides. It is a transcript of the gene optB, whose product is annotated as small oligopeptide transporter, OPT family. Gene Ontology annotation, molecular function: oligopeptide transmembrane transporter activity. NCBI's taxonomy places the organism in Eukaryota, Fungi, Ascomycota, Eurotiomycetes, Eurotiales, Aspergillaceae. The transcript is spliced from 2 exons. Bases 1 to 2367 code for a protein of 788 amino acids. The record is from RefSeq and is a predicted model, not a curated record. Gene Ontology annotation, biological process: transmembrane transport.
AUGGACGUGAAAACCAAAGACACCGCUGUUAUCACCAGCCCGGUGGACGAGGCCGCCCCCGAGGAGGCCGCGAUCCAUCUCAAGAACCUGAGGUCCGAACAUGCGUGGGACCCCAACCUGCCUGAUGAGGUCGCCGACGAAAUCGACGGGGCGCUGAACACCGAUGACAAAGGAACCAAGCUGGAGGUCACACAGGAACUCCUCGACAACUCUCCAUAUCCGGAGGUGCGUGCAGCGGUGGUGAACUACGAUGAAGGCGGGCACAGCAAUACCAUCCGCGCCUGGACGAUUGGCCUUCUCUUCGCAACCAUUGGCUCAGCGCUUAACAUGUUGUUCUCACUGCGUCAGCCAUACAUCAUAAUCCCGUCCUAUGUCGCACAGGUCGUUGCGUACCCCGUUGGCAAGGCGUGGGAGAAGGUCAUGCCCAACAAAGUGUUCAGGUUGUUCGGGAUCGAAUGUAACUUGAACCCGGGUCCAUUCAGCAAGAAAGAGCACACCCUCAUCGUCGUGAUGGCCAAUGCCACCUUCGGCGGGGGUGCGGCUUACUCUACGGACGUCCUCCUCGCGCAACGUGCGUUCUACAAGCAGCGCUACGGCUGGCCCUUUGAGAUCUUCCUCACCAUCUCUUCGCAGAUGCUGGGUUUUGGAGUCGCGGGCUUCUUCCACCGGUUCUUGGUCACGCCGGGCGCGAUGAUCUGGCCGUCAACCCUUAUCAACACCACGCUGUUCACCGCGCUCCAUGACCACAGCAAACCUGACCCGCGCAAGGUCUCCGGAUGGACCAUCGGCAAGUACCGCAUGUUCCUGUACUGCAUGAUCGGCUCGUUCGUCUGGUACUGGUUCCCUGGGUACAUCGCGCCGUUCCUCAGCGUGUUUGCGUGGGUGACGUGGAUCAAGCCGAAGAACGUGGUCAUCAACCAGCUUUUCGGCGGAUGGACAGGGCUGUCGCUUAUCCCGAUGACCUUCGACUGGACGCAGGUCUCCGGGUUCAACUUCAGCCCGCUGAUCGCGCCGUGGCACGCCAUCGCCAACACCCUCAUCGGCAUGGUCGUCUUCUUCUGGAUCACCACCAGCGGCCUACACUACAGCGGCGUCUUCUACUCCAAGUACCUCCCGAUCAGCGACUCCAACAGCUUCGACAACACCGGCCAACACUACAACGUGUCCAAGAUCCUGACGCCGCAGAUGACCUUCGACGAGCAGAAGUAUAAAUCCUACUCGCCGCUGUUCCUGUCGACCACCUUCGUGCUGAACUACGGCCUCGCCUUCGCCACCAUGAUCGCCAUCCUGGUGCACACCGCGCUCUUCCACGGCAAGGAAACCUGGACGCGGCUGCGCAACUUUCGCCGCAUCGAGGAAGACGUCCACGCGCGCCUGAUGAGCCGCUACCCCAGCGUGCCGCUGUGGUGGUACGGUGCCGUCGUGCUGGUCAUGGUCGGCAUGGCGCUCGGCGUCAGCCUCGGCUACCCGACGCACCUGUCGUGGUGGGCGCUCUUCGUCGCGCUGCUCAUCGGCAGCGUGUGGUUUCUGCCCUGCGGCAUCGUCCAGGCCACCACCAACAUCUCCAUCGGUCUCAACGUCAUCACCGAGUUCAUCAUCGGCUACAUGCAGCCCGGCCGCCCCAUGGCCAUGAUGCUCUUCAAGACCUACGGCUACAUCACCAUGUUACAGGGCACGUACUUCUGCCAGGAUAUGAAGCUCGGCCACUACAUGAAAGUCCCACCGCGACUAACCUUCGCCGCCCAAAUGAUCGCCUGCCUCUGGUGCUCAGUCGUGCAGGUAGCAGUAAUGAACUGGGCGCUCGCCACGAUCCCCGGCAUCUGCACCACCACCCAACCAGACCACUACCAGUGCCCGAACGGACGCGUAUUCUUCAACGCCUCGAUCAUAUGGGGUGUUAUCGGCCCGGAGCGUAUGUUCUCCUCGGGCCAGCUGUACUCGUCGCUCAUGUACUGCUGGCUCGCCGGCGCCCUACUGCCCGUGCUCAUCUACGUCGGCGCGCGCGUCUUCCCGCGCAGUCGCAUCCGCUUCCUCAGCGCUCCUAUCAUCUUUGGUGGAGCUGGACUGAUUCCGCCGGCCACCCCGUUGAACUACCUUACCUGGGGCAUUGUUGGGCUCAUCUUUAACAAGUUUAUUCGGGACCGCUGGCGCGGCUGGUGGAUGCAGUAUAAUUAUGUGCUGUCGGCGGGACUGGAUGUCGGGUUGGCCCUGUGUACAAUUCUUAUCUUCCUGGCCUUGAACAUGACCAAGACUACGUUUCCCUCCUGGUGGGGUACGGACAUUGCGUCAAAUACCUUGGACGCGGAGGGCACGGCGGUGCAGAUCGUUCUUCCCGACGGAGAGAAGUUUGGGCCAAAGUCGUGGUAG